Molecule: messenger RNA, 4919 nt
Organism: Glycine soja
Lineage: Eukaryota; Viridiplantae; Streptophyta; Magnoliopsida; Fabales; Fabaceae
Exons: 4
Coding region: 321-4517 (1398 amino acids)
Source: RefSeq, a predicted model, not a curated record
UAUUUUUUUCUUCUUUCUCCUUCUUCUCCCUCAAUCUUCCUCUUUCUCUUCUUUUCGUGCCGCCCCUCACUCUCAUUGUCAAACCAUCAAAUACACAUAACCAAUAGCGUAACACACGUUCAGCUCCUCAUAGCUCCCGUUGCCAUUGUUUUUGCCCCAUAAAGUAAACAAAAGAAAGAAACAUUGAAAAUCCCAAUUACCCUUUGUUUUCUUUUUGUUUCCACAAUCAUAUCUGGGAUUGGAUUGAUCUGUGGGAUUUAUUUUGAUUCAUGUUAAGGUUUUAAUUAGGGGGAGAGUUAUCAAAGGAGAGAAAGAGGGAGAUGGGAUCAGAAAUUGGAAUCAAAGUAAGGAAAGUUGUUGUCAUUUCAAUCAGAGGUGGUUACAGAUCAGCUUGCAACCAUCCAUUCCUUGUGGGUUUUUUUUGCUUCUUGCUUUUGUUGUACAGAUCUUUUCCUUUUCUGUUUUCUGUUUUGGUCUCUGCAUCUCCUGUUUUGGUCUGCACUGCUAUUCUGCUUGGGACCCUUCUCAGUUUUGGGCAGCCAAAUGUGCCUGAAGUUGAGAUAGAAGAGAAAGUUACUCAUGACAUUUCAUCCUUCCAAGCCGGGUUUUCUGAGGGUGACACUGUUUUUGCUGACAGAGAUGAGAGCUAUUUUGUGAAGGGCUAUUCAGAAAAUAGGAGUGAUGUGGAAGAGAGGGGCAUUGAGGAGGAAGCAAGUUUGGUUAGUGAGAGGGAUAAUAGGGCCGAAGAAGAUCAAGGCUUGCUUUCUGACUUGCCUCCAGAUGAUGAAAAGUUGCCGGAUUUUCAGCCCAAGAAGCAAGAAAAAGAGGAAGUGGAGAGGGAAAGGGAAUUCCAUAGUUUUGAGUUGGGAAAGAAUAGGGAAGUUCAUGAAGAAAACCUUAGGUCUGAAGCUGUUUCAAGUGAUGAUGAAGCUAUUGAGAAACAAUAUGUCAUGGUUCGAAAGGUGGAUGAUGAUAUUCUUGAAUUUGAAAAUGAGAAAACUCCCGGAGAUCAUGUGGACUUUUCUGCCAGCUCAUCUUGGAAACAGGUGGAAAACGACGGUGACGAGGAUGACUCAGUGGAAUCAGGUUCUGAUGGGGCUGAGAGCUCUUCACCAGAUGCUUCCAUGGCUGACAUCAUUCCAAUGCUUGAUGAACUCCAUCCACUACUAGACCUAGAUGCUCCACAGCCGGCUCAUGUGUCCUGUGAUGGUUCUGAUGCUGCAUCUGAGAAAAGUGAUGAUGACAGUGUUGAAUCAGACGAUGAUACUGAAAACCAUGUUGAUGCGGACGAUGAUGGUAUUGACGAGCCCGAUGAUGAAGAGGAAGAAGAAGUGGCGGGUGGCAAAGAAGAGGAUGAAAGUAAAUCUGCUAUUAAGUGGACAGAGGAUGACCAAAAGAAUCUCAUGGAUCUGGGAAAUUUAGAGCUGGAAAGGAAUAAAAGAUUGGAGAAUCUUAUUGCUAGGAGAAGAGCAAGGAGAUUGAUGGAUGAGAAGAAUCUAAUAGACUUAGAUUGUGUUGAUAUUCCCUGUAAUGUUGCACCUAUUGCUACGACCAGACAUAACCCAUUUGAUUUUCCUGAUGACUCCUUUGCUGCCAUGGGAUUACCACCCAUUCCUGGAUCUGCUCCGUCUAUUCUACAGCCUAGGAGAAACCCUUUUGAUAUUCCCUAUGACUCAAAUGAAGAAAAACCUGAUCUUAAGGCGGACAGUUUUCAACAAGAGUUCACAGUGUUUCAUCAAAAAGAGGCCUUUUUCCGGCGGCAUGAAAGUUUCAGUGUGGGAUCAUCAGUAUUGGGGUUAUCCAAGCAAGAGAGGUAUGAUUGGAAACCUGUCUUUAUAUCUGAAAGGAUGGCUUCAGAGGGAACAAGCUAUCCUUCAUUCCAGAGGCAAUCAAGUGAAGUAAGUGAUUCAAAGUUGAGUUCUGUUCCAGAUACUGAAUCUGUGAGUUCAAUUGAUCAGGAUGACGGGAAGUUCAGUGAGCAAGACUUGUCUCAAGAAACUGAAUUAAUAUCUAACAUUGACCAUGCUUCUGAUGCUGUUGAACAUGGAAGCCAAUCCUCUGGAGAAAAUGAUUCUGUGGAGAUAAUCCAAGUUGAGGAGAGCAAUGCUCAUCAUGAUGAAGUGGAAAUAGUGCUGGGUGGGGUGGAAGAUCCUUCUGAGAUGGUAUUCUUUCCUAAAACACGAGAGGUUGAAAUUCAUGAACAAUUCAAUGCGGGGGAAACACAUUUGAGAAGAGAACCAAGUGAUGAGGAAAGUGUUGGCAGCAGCAGAUCAAGCCAUUCUUCACUAUCAGAAGUAAUUGACAGCAUACCUGAUGAAAACAUGGAAAAAGAGGAAAAUUUGCAGCAAGGAGAUGGUCAUCUCUCUGAAUCUGGAAUUUCAACACAAGCUUCAGUGGAGGAAUCAGACUUCCAGCAAGUUAGUGGUGAGGUGGAAGAAAAUCACCAUGUGGACCCUGUUUAUGAUCUUAGUCCACAAGCUUCUGAAACACUCCAAUCGAUUCCUUCUGUAUCUUCUCAUGAUUCUGCUAUGGAGUUGUCCGAGAGGGCAUAUCCUGCUUCAGUAGAAAUGACUGCUAAUGUGGCAGAUGAAGAGUCUGAAGUGCAUGAUCACAGACAGGAAGGUUAUACUUCUGGUCAUGAUAAAAAUCAAGCAACCUCUUCCGAACUACAUGUGGAAGCCAAAAAUGAACUGAGGUCUGAGAAAUCUGAAGAUGUUAAUAAUAUUACUGCAAAUGAGUUAUCUGCAGUUGCCCCAAAUUUUGUUGAUCAUAAUGGAUCUACAAUGGCUGAGCCUCAAGUUGUCCCUGUUUCUGUGGAUUCAAAUUUGUCUUUCGAUAUUGGAUCAAUAAAGGAUGUGACUAAUUUAGGCUUAGUUCAUGGACAGGAUCUAGCUGACCACAUACGUGCUGAUUCUGAAAUUCUUCAUCAAGACAAUGUAGAUUCUCCAGAUUCAGAUUAUCAAAUGGCUUCUGAAAAGUCACAUCUAUCAGAUAAUGAAUCUGUGGAGGAAUCUGCACUGCCCAAUGCAGAAUCAAGAUUUGAUAAUGCAAAUAUGUCUACGCCAGUCCAAGAUGCAGAUGAAAUGUUUGAUUCUCCAGAUUCAGAUUAUCAAAUGGCUUCUGAAAAGUCACAUCUAUCAGAUAAUGAAUCUGUGGAGGAAUCUGCACUGCCCAAUGCAGAAUCAAGAUUUGAUAAUGCAAAUAUGUCUACGCCAGUCCAAGAUGCAGAUGAAAUGUUUGAUUCUGCGGCUUCUGAUGCCCACCAUAUUUCUUCUAAUGGUUCAUCUAUGCCUGCACCACAGGAUUUUCAGCUUUCACCUACAGCAGGGCCAGCACCAGUGGUUCAUCCUAAUUUACCUUCUGAAGAAACUGAACAUAUAGAGAAGUUUUCAUCAAAUAAUGAUGCCAUAUUUCAGAUUCAGCAAGGUAAAGUCAACAUCCACCAAGAUUUGGAUAAGAAUAUGGUUGCAUUCACUUCGGACAGUCAACAUGAAAUUGAUGUGAAGUCUCCCUCUAACUUGGAGAAUAAUCUGUCAAGCUCUGAUAAAUCAGUUGUUGCACAAUCUUCUAGUGAUCAUGAUGAAAUUCAGAGUUCUAAUGCUAUCCAGGUUGAAUCUGCACAUGGUUUUGGCACUUCCAAUGAUGAAGUUGGAGAAUUGCAUGAUGCAGCUGACAAAUUUCCUCCAAGCAUUUAUUCUGUGACCUCUGAAAAAUUUGAGACCCCUGAAUUUGGGUCACCCACUGGUGAAGCAGAUUUGGAAGUUGAUAGGCACAGGGAAGUUGAAAAUGAAGACCAAAAUGAAGUGUUAGAAACUGCACUUCCUUCAGAAGAGAGCAUAUCUCAGGUUACUGAAGAAAAUAGCAAUGAAUUUGAUGAUAUGAAGGAAAUUGACGAAGAAUUCUUGUCAGAAUUGGACACUGUUGGAGACUUUAGUGUCAAUGAUGCUGGUGUAUCACUUCAUACUGACGUUGAACAUGAGAAAACUAGAGAUGCUCAACUUAGUUCAUUCCCUAAGGAUGUAAAGACAGAAGAGGUUGAGCAGGACAUCCCAGUUCUUGAAGCAAGAUCACUUGAAGAUAUUAACUUGGCUUUUAAGCAACUUCAAGAAGGAGUGGAUGUUGAAGAAGUCAUCCUUCCAAGUACAAUUAAGGAUCAGGAUGUCAGUGAAGAAUCUAGAGAUCAUCUGGAAGUUAAUUCAGACCUUCAAGUUGUUGAAGCCAGAUCUCUAGAAGAUAUUAACAUUGCUUUAAACCAAGUCUCUGAAGGUAAUAAAGGGGAGUUGCCAAAUUCUUUGGAUUCAAAAGACACUUCAGUCAAAGUAGAAGAGAAUGAAGUUGGCUCAGCCAAGGUGAAUGAAUUCUUUGAUGUAGCAACCAGUUCUGAGGAAAUGAGCAGAACCACAGUGGAUAAAUCGGAAGAUGUACCUAAUAGCAGCUCGGGUAACGAGGAAAAAUCCCACAGUAGGAAAUCUAGUUCCAGUUCCAGCUCCAGCUCGAGCUCAAGUGAUUCUGAUUGAUACCAAGUGGCCACUUUGAGCAAGAAGAGUAUAAGUUUCUCAUUUAUGUUGUUUUAUUUAAUUUUUUCUUCAGUGAUGGGAAUUUGGGUAUUUAGCCUUGGCACCAAUCAUGUCUUGGCUAAUAGUAUUCAGGUCAGGUUUCUUAAAUUUUGUUGGAUUGGUUUCUUCAAGAAUGAGUUUUUGGUUUUAUUUCUUGAAGCGUGCAGUUUUUUGUUCAAUUUUAUCCCACUUAGUGUGAGCAAUUUGGCAAAUAUGGGUUGAGUGUUUAUUUCCAACAGGUGCACAUUGUGUAGUCCAAAAAGAAAAAGAAAUUGGAUUAUUGUACAUUAUACUUCGAUUGUAGAAAUGGUGGUCGGACUUUGUUUUUGUGUAUACAUCAAGCAGUUGUUCUGUUUUUCUUUU